Oryzias latipes (Japanese medaka) is the source of this 1500-nucleotide messenger RNA. RefSeq lists its product as uncharacterized. Lineage: Eukaryota; Metazoa; Chordata; Actinopteri; Beloniformes; Adrianichthyidae. Gene Ontology annotation, cellular component: nucleus. Gene Ontology annotation, molecular function: DNA-binding transcription factor activity, RNA polymerase II-specific; RNA polymerase II transcription regulatory region sequence-specific DNA binding. The record is from RefSeq and is a predicted model, not a curated record. Gene Ontology annotation, biological process: regulation of transcription by RNA polymerase II.
ACAGAGCGCAGUUUGUUGUUUCUGAGGGACACACUUAUCUGACGGACCUGAGCCUCUGGCGCCAUGAAAGGAAAUGUUGGUUUGUUUUCCUUUUUGUGGCUGAAAUAUUGACAAAUUUAGGAACUGGUUUUAUAAAAGGAAACAUCAUCUGGUACCGGAAGAAGGUCGACCGGCGGCGCAGACUGCAGGAUUUCCGCCGGAAACGCCAGCUUCAGUCAUGUUUGAGGAAGAAUCAUUCUACUGGAACAGAUUCCCAUUCUGGCCGGAAAUCGCGUCUUGAUCCUGUUGAUCACAGCAUUAUGAUCCCAAGUCUUCGAGUCAACCAAAGAUGAAAAUCUGUGACCAGGAGCAGAACUGUGAUGUGAAGCAGGAAGAAGAAGAACGUCCCCAGAUUAAAGAUGAAGAGGAGGAAGUGUGCAUCGGCCUGGAUGAAGAAGAGCAGCUGCAUCUGAAGCAGGAUUACGAGGAAGAAGAUCCAAACUGUCCGCAUGAUGCUCACAGAGGAUCGAGAACCGACCAGGAGUUGGCCGUGAGGAACGGGGGAGUCAGACGUCCGGUGGAGGAGAAAACCCCAAACAAGGACGUGGGUGCAAAACCCUUCAAGAAGAGGAAGUAUCAGAGACGGCAGAUGGAAAAACGGAGAUUUCCGUGUAAAGUUUGUGGAGAGAGUUUUGCUGCUCUGGGCGCUCACAUGAGGAUCCACCGCAGAGAGAAGUCCUGCAUCUGCGAAGUCUGCGGCCGCAGCUUCAAAACUCGCAACUCGCUGACCGUUCACCUAAAGACCCACUCCGGAGAGCGCCCACACUCCUGCCAGGAAUGCGGGAAGCGCUUCUGUCAGAAGCGGGACCUGAAGGUCCACGCCUUCACGCACACAGGCGAGCGGCCUUUUUCCUGCAGCAAGUGCGGGAAACGCUUCGGUCAGAGCGGGAACCUGAGCCGGCACAUGCGGACUCACACCGGGGAGCGGCCCUUCUCCUGCUCCAUCUGCAGCCAGACCUUCUCGCACAGCUCCAGCCUGAAGAAGCACACCGUCCGCCACAGCGUACAGAGACAACACGCCUGCGGCGCCUGCACGCUGAGCUUCCAGGACAAGGAGAGCCUGAGCGUGCACAUGCUGAGUCACAUCGGGGAGACGCCCACGUCCUGCGAGGAGUGCGGCAAACGCUUCAAACACAGCCACACGCUCAGGAUCCACAUGAGGAUCCACACGGGGGAGAAGGCCUUCGUCUGCAGGCGCUGCGGGAAGGGCUUCAGCCAGAGCGGGAACCUCAGCAGACACAUGCGCUCGCACACCGGCGAGCGGCCCUUCUCCUGCAAACUCUGCCCCAAACGCUUCCGGCGCUCUGACGACCUGAUGCUCCACAUGAGAGUCCACGCCGGGGAAGAAAUCCACAGCCCACCACAGACGGAGGAAAAAGCCAUUUAGACGCCACGUCACUCCUAUUUUUGAAAACCUCACUGCUUUCCCGAAGUAAAAACCUAAUAAAUAUGAACAUUUUA